CCCUGCCAUGUGCGCCACUAGCGCCUGCGACCUGGAGGAGAUCCCCCUGGAUGAUGAUGACCCAGACAGCAUGGAAUUCAAAAUCCUGGAGUUCUACGUCAAACACCACGUCUUCAAGAACACCUCUGCUGUCUUCUCACAAAAGCUCCCGAGAACAAGAAGUUUGUCCCAGAGAGGACCGGUGAGUUGGUCGGCAAACGAAGCAUGGACACAGGGACCGUGGACUUGCAGAAAUUCCCAAUCCAGGGAGGAGGCCAUAAACGUUGGCAAGAAAAAGUCGUCUUGGAGAACACUCUUUGGAGUAGCAGGGAAGGAGGAGGGCUCUCAGAGCUCGCGUCCGGAGAUCCGUUUACAGGGGCAAAGUACGGUGGGACCUCAGAGUGGUCCUCACGGUCUGCCAUGGCCGAGGUCCCUCUCCAACGUGGAACAGCGCUUACAGCGUGAAGCCGUGGACCCCAAAGUUGUUUCCAUUGCCAACCGAGUUGCAGAAAUCGUUUAUUCCUGGCCGCCGCCUGAAGAGCUCCACAGCCAGGGAGGAAGCUUCAAGUCCAGAACGAGUGUGGCACGCCAGGGUCUCCAGCACCAGGGCUUCCAGCCUGGAGCUGCAAGUGGGAAGAGAGACGGAGAAGACCAAAUAAUAGCGAGAAUCGUUGAGCUGCUGAAAUAUUCGGGGGAUCAGUUGGAACGAGAGUUCAAGAGAGACAAGGCUUUGAUGAACGGCUUCCAGGACGGGCUGUCCUACCCUGUUUUCAAGACCAUCACAGACCAGUUCCUAAGGGGUGUGGACACCAGGGGAGAAUCAGAGGUCAAAGCUCGGGGCUUUAAGGCUGCUCUUGCAAUAGACGUCACGGCCAAGCUCACAGGCAUUGACAGCCAUCCCAUGAACAGGGUGCUGGGCUUUGGAACCAAGUACCUGAAGGAGAACUUCUCACCCUGGGUCCAGCAGCACGGUGGCUGGGAAAAAGUACUUGGGAUAUCACAAGAAGAAGUAGACUGA
Messenger RNA from Physeter macrocephalus (sperm whale), 997 nucleotides. RefSeq names its product BCL2 like 14 (gene BCL2L14). Bases 8 to 997 code for a protein of 329 amino acids. The record is from RefSeq and is a predicted model, not a curated record. Gene Ontology annotation, biological process: regulation of extrinsic apoptotic signaling pathway. The transcript has 5 exons. Lineage: Eukaryota; Metazoa; Chordata; Mammalia; Artiodactyla; Physeteridae.